AUGCGUGAAUUCAAGGUGGUUGUGUUGGGUAGCGGAGGUGUGGGUAAAUCAGCUCUAACUGUUCAAUUUGUUAGCAGUACUUUUAUCGAAAAGUACGACCCUACAAUAGAAGAUUUUUACAGAAAGGAAAUAGAGGUUGAUGGUCAACCAUGUGUACUAGAAAUUCUCGAUACUGCCGGAACAGAGCAGUUUUCAUCUAUGCGUGAUUUGUACAUCAAGAAUGGACAGGUGAGUAAUUGA
Haemonchus placei is the source of this 240-nucleotide messenger RNA. Lineage: Eukaryota; Metazoa; Nematoda; Chromadorea; Rhabditida; Trichostrongylidae. The record is from the annotation of a GenBank genome assembly.